GCUUGCAGACGCUGUGCAUCCAGCUAGUUCUUUGUGAGGACUCCAUCUGCAGGAGGAGGGAAGGGAUUUCAGCGCUCUCUCCAUUAACAACAAGCGGCUCUGCUUUUUUUAUUUUUUUUUAAAUUUUUUUUUUUGGGAAAACGCAAGGGAUAAAUCAUUUUUAGUAGAAUAGUUUUUUUUAUUUUUGCAAAGAAAGCACAACCUAUAAAAACAACCACUCGCCAUGCCUAAGAGAAAGGUCAAUGCCGCUGAUGCUGGUGAUGCCAAGGAUGAGCCCAAGAGAAGGUCGGCACGGUUGUCAGCUAAACCAGCUCCACCAAAAGCCGAACCAAAGCCAAAAAAGGAAAAGGCACCAGUAAAGGAGAAGUCUGAGGACAAAAAGGUUCCGGCAAAGGGAAAGAAGGGAGCUAAAGGCAAACAGACUGAAGAAACUAACAAAGAAGAAACUAAGGAAGAUCUGCCAUCCGAAAACGGCGAGACAAAAAGUGACGAGGCCCCAGCAUCCGAUGGAGGAGACAAGGAUUCCAAAUCUGAAUAACCUACAUUUGUUCAAGUCUUUUAUCAGUGGUUCCUGUACCUCCCUUGUACAAUUCAGAGGAAUAUUUUUAUCAGCUAUUUUGUAAAUGCAAGUUUUUUAGUAGUUUAAUUCUAGAAAACACAUUUUUAAAACAGGAGGGAAUCCCACCACGUCUUUUUUUUUUUUUGUUAAUUUUUAUUGUAUUAAUGGAAUGUUAAGCCCAUUGUAUACAGUUGUCAAUUGUCUAGGAGUUGUAAACCGAGUGUUGCGAUAAUCGAGCAAAGAAAAAACGGCGGGACCCGCUCCUGUCGAGAGGGUUAAAAUGCGUAAAACUUUAAAUUUUUCCCAUUUUGUGACGUAACGCCUUCUGCUAUCUUUACGUAGCAGAUUCCCUGAUAAGGGAUGAUGGCAAAGCUCAGUGUUCCUAUACGGGCUGACACGGAUGACAUCACUAUUUUUUUUAUUUGUCUUAACAUUUUAACUGUUCUCUGUACCCAUAUUUGUCUUGCGUAUAAUUUUUACAAACCUAAUAAAAAAAGAAUCCCCUGGUGUUGGAUUUCCCUCUAAAAAAAAUUGUGUACUUAUCUGUGAUGUUACCAUAUUUUUCCUAUUUUUUGGGUAGUGGUAUUUUUUUUUUUUUUUCAUUUCAGUAACUGUAAAAGUGCUGUGAAUCUUUUUUGAAACCUUCGAGUGUGUAGUGAGUGUGAUGUGAAGUACUGGGAAGUCAUGAAAAAAAUACUACAAUUUAAAAAAAAAAAAAUGCGGUUAACUUGUCGACCACGUCACUCCCCAGGGCGGCUGCAUUAUCGUUGAUUUUUUUUUAUUUUUUUUGUUAGUAUCUCUUUUUUGCCAUCUCCCUUUGCAGAGAAUGGGGGGUUUUAAGCUAACGUGUUGGAAGAUACUGGUACGAGGGGUGCUCUGUUAAAUUUUUUUACAAAGGAAAAAUAAAAAAAAAAACAACUUGUAUUUUGAACUUGGAGUUGAGAAAAGCCGCUAGUUUUUUGGAUUCUGAUUUUUUCAUUUUUUUCAUGUUUUUAUUCCUAGAUUUCCAUUCUACUAGAGUUUAAGGUUAAAAAAAAAAUGUACAGAUUGUUCAUAGUGUCUGUGUACUGAUCACCAAACCAAUAAAACCUGGUUGAAAAAAUUAUA
Messenger RNA from Hyla sarda, 1666 nucleotides. RefSeq names its product high mobility group nucleosome binding domain 1 (gene HMGN1). Bases 224 to 538 code for a protein of 104 amino acids. NCBI's taxonomy places the organism in Eukaryota, Metazoa, Chordata, Amphibia, Anura, Hylidae. The transcript is spliced from 5 exons. Gene Ontology annotation, cellular component: nucleus; chromatin. Gene Ontology annotation, molecular function: nucleosomal DNA binding. Gene Ontology annotation, biological process: chromatin organization. The record is from RefSeq and is a predicted model, not a curated record.